AUGUCAAAGAUCCAAGUCCGUUCUUUUCGUAAUGAGCUUGUCGAGCUACGAUCGCGCCAAAAGAAGCAAGAAUCCACGGUCGAUGUCAGCAAGUUGGAAUCCAGAGUUGGUCGCCUACCGUCCCCCGAUUCGAGCGAUCUGAAUAGCACUUGUUCAUUCUUCACUGAUCCGACUCUCUUUGCAAUGGUCAAGCAAUAUCAUCAAAAGACAACACAAGGUUCGAGGAGCAUGAAUCAGUCGCGUAUACGUUCGUUUGACGACCAGUGGAUCGGUCGUCGUCCACAGGCGAAGGAUGUCUUACCUUAUCGCACGCUACAUGAUUACGAUGAGGGUUUGAUACAGCAGCAACACAACAACAAUGACAACAGCUUGUUUCUCAAUCCGUUGGUGCCAAAGCGAAGAAGAUACCUUGCUCAAGAGAAUCAAUCCAACUUGCUAUCUUCAUUGUCAACUAUACCCGGAUCACCAUCAUCAUCAUCCAAACGACCUAAAACCACCCAUGAUACCCAAGAGAACGAUUUGAUGGAACGCUUACUACAUCCUGAAAGCACAAUGACUCAGCGCGAGAACCAUGAUGAUGAUACCCAAAUCGAGGACGAUGAUGAUGAAACGACGCAACAAUCACAACAUGAGGAGGAGGACAACAAUGAACCAUCCACAUCAGAGAUCCCUGAAACAGAAUUGAUGCAGCAAUACCAUGACUUUAUUCAAAAUUUCAAGGAUAGCCCAUUGCAUUCACUCAAGUCCGAAAAUGGGAUUGAUUUGUUACCGAGACAGCGGGAACGCUUGAAUUACGCCAAACUCAACAAAAAGAUGUAUGACAAGUCUAAGGAUACCAAUGAGUCUCAGGGUGAUGAAGCUGGAGCGGCUAGUGGAGAAGAGGUGGAUAGAUUGGAUGCAGAGGGGAAUCCAGAGGUUGUGCUUACGAUUGCCACAUAUCAUCCAUUGAUGCCUAGCUAUCGUGUGCGAGAAUUUGAUAUGCUUGGAUCCCAGACGCUGACCGAUUUACGCGACUUUAUCUUUUGUAUCAAGGACUUUGUGGGUGACAAUGACCGGAAAGGCAAGCAACCAGAUGGCAUUGUGCUCAACACGCAAAAGAAAAAGCUUUCAGCAAGUUGUCUCUUUAUCGAAGGCGUGUUUUAUGUCGACACUCGAGCCGUCACUGAACUUGGAUUGGAGGAAGGUGGACCUGAUUUGCCUGAUUACAGUGAGCCUAUACGAAAAUGGGUUAUGGAUUUCGGUCGAUAUGAGCAACCAGGAUUGGCUGAAUAUCAACGACAUGAUAUGCAAGGUGUCACCUUUGAAGACCUUUCGCUCGAGCUUAACAAGCCAUACUUGUUCUUGCAUCAGGAUGGAUGCCAACAUGUCAUCAUGGUUCGGGAUAUACGCAUCCAUUCCAAGCAUGAUCCACCCCUACGCAGCUCUUAUCCCAUGGUCACCUACAAUUGGCAAUUUGUGAGAUACAAGUGCAGGAUGUGUAAUAUCUACCCAGCAGCGUAUAUGACGGUGAACGAUGUUAUGAGUGGAUCAUCACCAUGCUUCUUUUGCAAGGAAUGUUAUAAGCCUUUCCAUUUUGACGAGGACGGCAACCAAGUGCUCAGUCAUCAAGUCACCCAAUACUUUGGCAUGUAA
This is a messenger RNA of Lichtheimia ornata, 1632 nucleotides long. RefSeq lists its product as uncharacterized. NCBI's taxonomy places the organism in Eukaryota, Fungi, Mucoromycota, Mucoromycetes, Mucorales, Lichtheimiaceae. Gene Ontology annotation, biological process: snRNA transcription by RNA polymerase II; snRNA transcription by RNA polymerase III. The record is from RefSeq and is a predicted model, not a curated record. Gene Ontology annotation, cellular component: snRNA-activating protein complex. The coding region runs from base 1 to 1632 and encodes 543 amino acids. The transcript is spliced from 7 exons. Gene Ontology annotation, molecular function: RNA polymerase II cis-regulatory region sequence-specific DNA binding; bent DNA binding; RNA polymerase III type 3 promoter sequence-specific DNA binding.